UAAACAUGGAAAAUGGCGAAGACGAAGAAGGAUUCACCAUCAUUAACUAUUGUGUAUAUACACAAUGACCGGAGCAGAGCUAUCAUAUGAUGCUGAAUCAUUUUAUUGGGCAUAACUUUAUUUCGAUUUUUUGUUAAGUAAUCGUUUUUGUAGUGGCUUAAUUUUGUCGCACGAUGAAAACAUGAAAUCGAACUGGGAAAUAAAUAACGUAGUUUAUUAAAGGUUUCAAUGUAAAAAAAAUAUAAGGCAUCAUUUAUUGUAAAAUGAAGUAAACAACAACAAAAUAAAGAGUUAUAGGAACUAGAAUGUCGGGUAGACUUAACGCACAAGAUAAAAAGGACUUGGAGAAAUUUACAAAGUUUCUCAUUUUCAAAAGUUUACAAGUCAUCGUCCAGUCAAGACUUGGAGAGAAAAUAAGAACGAAGUCAAAACCAAUUUCUUCAGGAACUGACUGGUUCAAUCUUGCAAUUAAAGAUAUACCUGAUGUUCAUUCUGAGGCCAAACGAGCUUUAGCCAACCAGCAGCCAAUUCUAGGACAAAAUGUAUGUGUGGAGAUUUCACUUAAGACUUCAGAAGGAGCGACCAUGGUGCUGGAAACCUGGUAUAUUAGUCUAGACCAGGAUCAUUGUGAUAACAAUGUGAAAAUCUCUUACACAGUCUACAACAGGAUGGGCACUGCACUCAAGUCCCUGUUUACUGUUUCACGCGUCACACCUGCCUUCAAGCUGUCCAGACGUCAGGGUGUAUGCUCAGAUGAUUAUGUGAUUUGUUAUAGAAUCUAUGCAGGGGAUCCACAGUUCUUCAUGCUCGGUGAUGGAUAUCAGACCGCCAAGGUAGGAACGGUACCAACACCACAAGGGACCAUUUCCAUACAGCUGGCGUAUAGAACCAAACUGUUGAUAACACCACAGAAGACCUCCAGGGAAGUUGGUUUUGAAGUUAAAGAUGACCAUUUUAAAAAAGACAAUAGUCCAAAACGAUCAACGACCCCCAAACCCUGUUCUAUGGGUUACAGAAGAGAAAGUGUUGCUGAUUUGUCUGGACAAGCCUAUGAUGACACUCAGGACCUUUGCUCAACCACAUUUACUGCUAGUCCCACAGACGGUUUCCUUUACAAUGCUAUGCAGACUGGCUCUUUGCCACGCACCUAUUCUCAACCCAUCAGAAUAGAUGGCCGACUGCCUACCAGUCAAAGUGGAGAAGACUUCAAACCUACCAGUGCUCCAGAGAAACAAGCAAGUUUUUCAAACUUCCACAAGGUGGGAGCAUUUGCUCAACCAAAGACAAAGGACUACAAGUGUGAUGUUGAUGAGGUACCAUUCCUUAACCUCCUACAGCCUGCCCCACUGGCCAAGUUUGACAUUGAAGACCUGAGUGGGGACAGCAAAUCCACAACAAUAAAGAGUUCAUCCACAGCAGACCAUAUGGAUGGGUUAAGUGGGAGCUUGUCUAAGGACAGCAGCAGCAGUCAGACCUCUGCCCCUGAUGACUUUGUCAUGGUUGAACUGAAAACUCCUUUUGCUGGGGCUGAUCCGAACACAGACCUGGGAAAGUUUUACCGUGACUGUCAGGGAGCCCCGAUGUUGGAGUCAUUUAGCGAAGAGAAGAAUGUUGUGGAUACACUUGAGAUGAUCUCUAGUCAGCUGAUGAUCUUUGAGACGGACAUGAAAGACUUUGAUGCCUUUAUGACGUCUAUUACAGAAAGCUCUCAUGACGGAUCAUAGUGAAGGUCUGCUGACAUUAGAGCUUAGUCAUUGUCCCUCAACAGUUAUGGUGUAACUGACACCUAACAUGGCACAGGGUUCCUCUACAUACUACUAAUGUUACAGUAGCUCUCCUCUCCGAAUAUUGCCUUAAGCAAAGGUAACUGUACAUAACAAUUUGUGUGGGUAGUCUGAUGUAUCUGGGACCACGGGAUGAUGAUCUGUAUCCCCAUUGUGAUUGUAACCAGGUCAUGAUUGAAAAAGCUGAAGACAGAAUUACAACUUUGUAAUUAUUGAUUGUAUCUGGACAACUUAACCAUAUUUUGUUUGGUUUACAAUUCUUAUAAAUUAAUCUGAGGUGCAAACGACAGCAAAAUAUACAUUUAAGAAUAUGUAAUAACCAAAACUAAACUUGGGAGAAUAUUCUCUAUUGUCAAUGCAAUAUCAGACAGAUACACAGUAACAAGUUGUGGACUACAUCCAGACAAUGAGUGGCUGACAAUGCAAUAUUUCAUUAAGUGAUGUGUUGGUGAUCUAUUUGUUAAUUAGAUGAAUGCUCUUGGUUUGUAACCUUAAAUAUAUGUAAUCAUUGUUGCCUUGUGUGCGUGUUGAUGUGUUAUGUGUGUGAUUUCACUGUGAGAGACCGGAGGAUGAUGGUGUUAUGUGUGUGAUUUCACUGUGAGAGACCUGACAGAUGAUGAUGGUGUUAUGUAUGUGAUUUCACUGUGAGAGGCCAGACAGAUGAUGAUGGUGUUAUGUAUGUGAUUUCACUGUGAGAGACCUGACAGAGGAUGAUGGUGUUAUGUAUGUGAUUUCACUGUGAGAGGCCAGACAGAUGAUGAUGGUGUUAUGUAUGUGAUUUCACUAUGAGAGACCGGAGGAUGAUGGUGUUAUGUGUGUGAUUUCACUGUGGGAGGUCAGACAAAGGAUGAUGGUGUUAUGUGUGUGAUUUCACUGUGAGAGACCGGAUGAUGAUGGUGUUAUGUGUGUGAUUUCACUAUGAGAGGCCUGACAGAUGAUGAUGGUGUUAUGUAUGUGAUUUCACUGUGAGAGACCGGAGGAUGAUGGUGUUAUGUAUGUGAUUUCACUGUGAGAGACCGGAGGAUGAUGGUGUUAUGUGUGUGAUUUCACUGUGAGAGGCCUGACAGAGGAUGAUGGUGUUAUGUAUGUGAUUUCACUGUGAGAGGCCAGACAGAUGAUGAUGGUGUUAUGUAUGUGAUUUCACUGUGAGAGACCGGAGGAUGAUGGUGUUAUGUGUGUGAUUUCACUGUGAGAGGCCUGACAGAUGAUGAUGGUGUUAUGUAUGUGAUUUCACUGUGAGAGACCGGAGGAUGAUGGUAUUAUGUAUGUGAUUUCACUGUGAGAGACCGGAGGAUGAUGGUGUUAUGUGUGUGAUUUCACUGUGAGAGGCCUGACAGAUGAUGAUGGUGUUAUGUGUGUGAUUUCACUGUGAGAGACCGGAGGAUGAUGGUGUUAUGUGUGUGAUUUCACUGUGAGAGGCCUGACAGAUGAUGAUGGUGUUAUGUGUGUGAUUUCACCGUGAGAGACCAGCGGAUGAUGGUGUUAUGUGUGUGAUUUCACUGUGAGAGACCGGAGGAUGAUGGUGUUAUGUGUGUGAUUUCACUAUGAGAGACCGGAGGAUGAUGGUGUUAUGUAUGUGAUUUCACUGUGAGAGGCCUGACAGAGGAUGAUGGUGUUAUGUAUGUGAUUUCACUGUGAGAGGCCUGACAGAGGAUGAUGGUGUUAUGUGUGUGAUUUCACUGUGAGAGGCCUGACAGAUGAUGAUGGUGUUAUGUGUGUGAUUUCACUGUGAGAGACCGGAGAAUGAUGGUGUUAUGUGUGUGAUUUCACUGUGAGAGACCGGAGGAUGAUGGUGUUAUGUGUGUGAUUUCACUGUGAGAGGCCAGACAGAUGAUGAUGGUGUUAUGUAUGUGAUUUCACUAUGAGAGAUCGCAGGAUGAUGGUGUUAUGUGUGUGAUUUCACUGUGAGAGACCGGAGGAUGAUGGUGUUAUGUAUGUGAUUUCACUAUGAGAGACCAGAGGAUGAUGGUGUUAUGUGUGUGAUUUCACUGUGAGAGACCGGAGGAUGAUGGUGUUAUGUGUGUGAUUUCACUGUGAGAGGCCUGACAGAUGAUGAUGGUGUUAUGUAUGUGAUUUCACUGUGAGAGACCGGAGGAUGAUGGUGUUAUGUGUGUGAUUUCACUGUGAGAGACCGGAGGAUGAUGGUGUUAUGUGUGUGAUUUCACUGUGAGAGGCCAGACAGAUGAUGAUGGUGAUAUGUGUGUGAUUUCACUAUGAGAGACCGGAGGAUGGUGGUGUUAUGUGUGUGAUUUCACUGUGAGAGACCGGAGGAUGAUGGUGUUAUGUGUGUGAUUUCACUAUGAGAGACCGGAGGAUGAUGGUGUUAUGUAUGUGAUUUCACUGUGAGAGACCGGAGGAUGAUGGUGUUAUGUAUGUGAUUUCACUGUGAGAGACCGGAUGAUGGUGGUGUUAUGUGUGUGAUUUCACUGUGAGAGACCGGAGGAUGGUGGUGUUAUGUGUGUGAUUUCACUGUGAGAGACCGGAGGAUGAUGGUGUUAUGUGUGUGAUUUCACUAUGAGAGACCGCAGGAUGAUGGUGUUAUGUGUGUGAUUUCACUGUGAGAGACCGGAGGAUGAUGGUGUUAUGUAUGUGAUUUCACUGUGAGAGGCCAGACAGAUGAUGAUGGUGUUAUGUAUGUGAUUUCACUAUGAGAGACCGGAGGAUGAUGGUGUUAUGUGUGUGAUUUCACUGUGAGAGACCGGAGGAUGAUGGUGUUAUGUAUGUGAUUUCACUGUGAGAGACCGGAGGAUGAUGGUGUUAUGUAUGUGAUUUCACUGUGAGAGACCGGAGGAUGAUGGUGUUAUGUGUGUGAUUUCACUGUGAGAGACCUGACAGAUGAUGAUGGUGUUAUGUGUGUGAUUUCACUGUGAGAGGCCUUACAGAUGAUGAUGGUGUUAUGUAUGUGAUUUCACUGUGAGAGGCCAGACAGAUGAUGAUGGUGUUAUGUAUGUGAUUUCACUGUGAGAGACCGGAGGAUGAUGGUGUUAUGUAUGUGAUUUCACUGUGAGAGGCCAGACAGAUGAUGAUGGUGUUAUGUGUGUGAUUUCACUAUGAGAGACCGGAGGAUGAUGGUGUUAUGUGUGUGAUUUCACUGUGAGAGGCCAGACAGAUGAUGAUGGUGUUAUGUAUGUGAUUUCACUGUGAGAGACCGGAGGAUGAUGGUGUUAUGUGUGUGAUUUCACUGUGAGAGACCGGAGGAUGAUGUUGUUAUGUGUGUGAUUUCACUGUGAGAGACCGGAGGAUGAUGGUGUUAUGUGUGUGAUUUCACUGUGAGAGACCUGACAGAUGAUGAUGGUGUUAUGUGUGUGAUAUCACUGUGAGAGGCCAGACAGAUGAUGAUGGUGUUAUGUAUGUGAUUUCACUGUGGGAGUCAGACAGGAUGAUGGUGUUAUGUAUGUGAUUUCACCGUGGGAGGCAGACAACGGAUGAUAAGUGUUAUGUAUGAUACUUGUUUAAAAAAAUUGUUAAAUAUAAAUAACCUUUGAAAAAAAAAUCAUAUUUGUGAAUUUCUCUUGGAGUGUUUGCUAUAUGAUAAAUAUGCCUUAUGUUUUAUUUGAUCCCCAAGAUGGUAUGAUUUUACUAUGCAUAUACUGUCAUAACUGAAAGGUUCAGCCAUAGGUUCUUGAUUCAUAAAGAAAAAAAAAAUGUAGUACAUGAAGAUAUAUAGAUGAGUCGGAACCUACGGUUCAGCAGAUUGCUAAUUUCAGGCCUGCUUAAAUAACCCAAAUAACCACGUAAUAUGUGAUUGUAAAGUGGACUCUGCUUACAUUGUGUAUCACACACAAAGCAGGCUAUUUUAAGGCUAGCAAUGGUAGUUUCUUUCAAUAAUCAUAAACAGUUUUACAAGCAUAAUUAAUAUAUUUCAUGCAAUUUUUGUAACUGCAUAUACCUACAAAUGUAAUUACAUGUACAUUAUGUAUUUAUAUAUAAUUACCAUGUGAAGAGGUAUAUUGCUUUUGUUGGAUAUGACUUUUUAUCACCUGUUUUUACUAACAUCAGCUACAACUGUGAUAGAUAGCGUUAUCUUAAAAACACCUGGCUGUAAAAACUAAAACCAUGGAUAUUGAAUAUCCUUUUAGUCACUGGAAGAUAAUGUAUGCAACAUAGAAAAGUCUCAGUACAUUUUCUGACAAUUCAACAAGCAUAUUCGUUUUAUGUAAUUUUGAUCCUUAACAAGUUCUGACCAAGGUAAUACCAGUCGUAUGACCAAGGUAAUACCAGUCGUAUUUAGCAUGUUGUGUGACAUGUUUAUCUAACCAGCAUUUGUAUGCUAUUAAUACAUUGUGUACUUGUAAAUGUUUGAUGUACCGUAUGCCACAUUUGAAUGUAUUCUAGACUACACUCUGAGUGUCUUCUAGGUUAUAUUGAAUCCCCCAGCAGUAUAGGGUGCGAGUACAAGCAGUAUAGAUUGUGAGUAUGAGCAGUAUAGAUUGUGAGUGUGAGCAGUAUAGAUUGUGGAAACAAGCAGUAUAUAUUGUGGAAACAAGCAGUAUAGAUUGUAAGUAUGAGCAGUAUAGAUUGUGAGUAUGAGCAGUAUAGAUUGUGAUUGUGAGCAGUAUAGAUUGUGGAAACAAGCAGUAUAGAUUGUGAGUGCAAGCAGUAUAGUUUGUGAGUACAGGCAGUAUAGUUUGUGAGUACAAGCAGUAUAGUUUGCGAGUACAAUCAGUAUAGUUUGUGGAUAUGAGCAGUAUAGAUUGAGUGCAAGCAGUAUAGAUUGUGAGUAUGAGCAGUAUAGAUUGUGAGUAUGAGCAGUAUAUAUAUAUAUAUAUAGAUUGUGGAUACAAGCAGUAUUGUUUGUGGAUACAAGCAGUAUAGAUUGUGGGUAUGAGCAGUAUAGAUUGUGAGUGUGAGCAGUAUAGAUUGUGGAAACAAUCAGUAUAGAUUGUGGGUAUGAGCAGUAUAUAUAUAUAGAUUGUGGAUACAAGCAGUAUAGAUUGUGGGUAUGAGCAGUAUAGAUUGUGGGUAUGAGCAGUAUAGAUUGUGGGUAUGAGCAGUAUAGAUUGUGGGUAUGAGCAGUAUAUAUAUAUAGAUUGUGAGUACAAGCAGUAUAGAUUGUGAGUACAAGCGGUUAGUUUGUGAGUACAAUCAGUAUAGUUUGUGGGUAUGAGCAGUAUAUAUGUAUAUAUAUAGAUUGUGGAUACAAUCAGUAUAGAUUGUGAGUACAAGCAGUAUAGAUUGUGGGUAUGAGCAGUAUUCAUGGUAUGAGCAGUAUACAUUGCGAGUAUGAGUAGUAUACAUUGUGAGUAUGAGCAGUAUACAUUGCGAGUAUGAGCAGUAUACAUUGCGAGUAUGAGCAGUAUACAUUGUGAGUAUGAGCAGUAUACAUUGCGAGUAUUAGCAGUAUACAUUGCGAGUAUGAGCAGUAUACAUUGUGAGUAUAUGUCAAUGAAGUGCAUGAUUCAGAGGUCUAUGUUCUUUUUUGAUGGAAACAUUUGUGAUAUUAUUUGUGAUAUCCCAAACUUCUUAACCUAUUAUCAGUAAUUUAGAUGUUGAUAAUGAGUUUAUGGCUUUGAGUAAGUGUAUAUAUAUACUAUGAUUAUCAGCGACAGAUUUUAGAAGAAUACUUACUGAUAUAAUGUGCUCACUGAUGUAUCAUCAUGUGAUUUCUGUCUACAAGGAAGACAUCACCUGACGCUUCAGAAAUAAUUAUGUUGUGUUUGGAUGUACUUUACUAAUAUGUAACAGUGAAAUAAAAGUCUUUUGCCUUA
Messenger RNA from Pecten maximus, 7492 nucleotides. Its product is annotated as autophagy-related protein 13-like. Gene Ontology annotation, cellular component: extrinsic component of membrane; phagophore assembly site; Atg1/ULK1 kinase complex. The transcript has 5 exons. Bases 306 to 1724 code for a protein of 472 amino acids. NCBI's taxonomy places the organism in Eukaryota, Metazoa, Mollusca, Bivalvia, Pectinida, Pectinidae. The record is from RefSeq and is a predicted model, not a curated record. Gene Ontology annotation, biological process: autophagosome assembly; piecemeal microautophagy of the nucleus; protein localization to phagophore assembly site.